AUGGCCAAAAUUUCUUCUGAUCAAGAGGAGAAGGGUCUCCAACGAAUCCCACCAAGUCUUAGGGUCCUUGCCAUUGACACUGAUCCCACAGUUCUUGAUUUCAUCAAGAAAACAUGCAACCAGUAUGGUUAUCAAGUUAUCACUUGCUCAGAAUCUGUAAUUGCUGCAAAUGUUUUGCGGGAAAGCAAAGGACGUAUUGAUUUGAUACUCAUUGAAGUUCAUAUGCCAAUCAUGGAUGGCUAUCAAUUCCUACAAUUUGUUAACCAGGAAAUUUAUGUUCCUGUCAUUUUGAUGUCUUCGGAUGAUAGUCAGAGUUCUGCAUACAAGGCUUUUGAACUUGGAGCUUGUGAUUAUUCGGUGAAGCCUUUGAAUGAGAAGGAGUUGAAGAAUAUGUGGAAACAUGUCUAUAGGAAGUCCAUCAGGGAAACUAAGCAAAAAGAUAUUGGCAGCUUGGAAGACGAUAAUCAGAAAAGAGGGAUCAAUGAUAAUUCUGAAUUUGUUUCUUCUUCUGUGAUUGAAAGAACCAAUAGCAAUAUCAGAGAAUUUGAUAAUGUUGGUGAAUCUGAGAAUAGAGAUGAACCUCCCAAAAAGAAACCCCGUUUAGUAUGGUCAACAGAAUUGCAUCUUGCUUUUGUCAAGGCUGUUAAUCAAAUUGGACAUGCUAUUUUUGUUUUCUUCCUUAAUUGUUAUCUUCUAGAAGCUGUUCCAAACAAAAUUCUUGAACUCAUGAAUGUCCACGGUUUGACAAGAAAUAAUGUUGCUAGUCAUUUGCAGACGAAUUCUGAUACAGUGAGACAGAGACAUCCGAGACAACCACAAAAUGAGAUGCAAGGGACAAUAGAACCUAGGGUGGGUGCAUAUGGAAGAAUUCACUUGCAACCUUUUUCUGCUACUGUCAAUGUUACCAAUGAAACACUGGCAGAUCUUCAUCCUGGUCUCACAGGUAACAUGGUUCUACCAAAAAGAGACCACCAAUCUGCUCCAAAUAUGCAACUGGCUAAACAUUUUGAUGCAGAAAGUGUUUUGGGUUUGGCCCAACAUAGUCAUCCCCUGUCUACCUGUCCUAAUAUGACCAUCCUGCAGAAUUUUCCAGAGUCUAUGGGAACUCUAGAUGUUGCAUUUAGAUAUGGAGUAUGGUCUCCAUCUAACACAGUGUUAGCUGAAAAUCAUCAGACUAUGGUUCAGAGAAACAGUGUGUCAGUGGAUACAUUGCAGCAGCCAGUGAUGCAUCAUCAAAUUCACCCAAUUAACUUGCAGGCAUCUUCCAUGAUGUUUUCUGGAAAUUCAGCUUCUGUCAACCAGAAUGGCACCCUUGGCUGGAAUAUGGAUCACACCUCAACCUAG
Messenger RNA from Sphenostylis stenocarpa, 1344 nucleotides. Lineage: Eukaryota; Viridiplantae; Streptophyta; Magnoliopsida; Fabales; Fabaceae. The record is from the annotation of a GenBank genome assembly.